Messenger RNA from Prunus armeniaca (apricot), 2295 nucleotides. NCBI's taxonomy places the organism in Eukaryota, Viridiplantae, Streptophyta, Magnoliopsida, Rosales, Rosaceae. The record is from the annotation of a GenBank genome assembly.
AUGGUCAAAAUACAAGAUAAUGGUCUUGAUAUUCUAACAUGGCCUCAGAGCCAGGUUCGAUCGUUUGCACUAGGCGUUCGAUUCUGUAAAGAUGCUGUGUUUUCCUUUAAGCUAGUGUGUGAAGGUCUGCGUCCAACAUGGCUGGAUCUGGAUCUGGAGGGGAGGUCUCAUGGAUUAUGGGAUCUGGUUGAAAAAGGAUUAGAGUGGUCAGAUUCGAAAGGAGCUGAUGAUUCUGUUGAAAAGAAGAAUCAAAGGGAGCUGGUGAAUCUGGCAUUGAGGCUGAUUCAAGGGUCAGUAUCUGAUGAGAUUUUUCCCCGGAUUUCUCAUGAAGAAACUUCUAAAGGAGCUUGGGAUCUCUUGAUGCAGGAAUUUCGAGGUGACAAACAGAUGCUAAAUCGGCUAAAACUGGAGAUCAUAACAAUAGGUAGCAUAAGAAUUGGAAAUCAAAAGGCAAGAAGUGGGAUAACAAGACAAGUGAAGGCACUAAAACUCCCUGCAAGCACUGUGCUCGGCCACAUUGCAAAAGAUUGCUAUAGCAAGAAAACAACACAGCAGGUUAACUAUGCUACUCAAGUGGAAGCUGCACCAACUAUGUUCAAUGCUAGCAAUGCAAUUGGUGCUGGUAUAACAAGGGAUGAAGAAGUUUGGUAUUUGGACAGUGGGUGUAGUAAUCACAUGACAGGAAAAGAGGAUCUGCUGGUGGAUAUUGACAGAAAUGUGACUGGCAAAGGCACACUUGUGGUUGAAACCAAAGUAGGCAAGAGAUAUAUCAAAGAAAUAAUGCUGGUACCUGGACUGAAAGAGAACUUGCUCAGCGUGGGUCAAAUGAUAGAGCACGGCUACUAUUUGGUAUUUGGAAACCACAAGGUGGAAAUCUACAAUGACAGCUCUCUCUCAAAUCUUGUUGCAAAGGCUGAAAUACACUUAGCUUAUAAAGCAAGUGUAGAUCAUUCUACUGAACUUUGGCAUAGAAGGUUUGGACAUCUAAACAUGAGUAGUCUGAAAUUGUUGAAAGAACAAGAUAUGGUAGUUGGACUACCAGAAAUUAAAGGGAUUAAAGAGGUGUGUGAAGGGUGUGUUCUAGGCAAGCAGUGUAGAGAAGCAUUUCCAAGAGAGGCUACCACUAGAGCACUAACUCCACUAGAACUCAUUCACAGUGACAUCUGUGGUCCUAUGCAGACAGUUACCAAAGCUGGAAAUCGGUUCUUUCUCACUUUCAUAGACGAUUGCACAAGGAUGUGUUGGGUCUAUUUCUUAAGACACAAGUCUGAAGCUCUAACUGUGUUUAAGAAAUUCAAAGCCACUGUGGAAUUGCAAAGUGGUUAUAAACUGAAAAAGUUGAGAAGUGAUAGAGGGGGAGAAUACACUUUAGUGGAGUUUGACAGUUUCUGUGAAGAUGUAGGAAUUGAAAGACAGCUUACAACCCCAUACACACCACAGCAAAAUGGUGUGGCGGAGAGGAAAAAUAGAACUAUAGUAGAAAUGGCCAAGUGUUUGAUGUUGGAGAAGAAAAUUCCAUUUGAUUUUUGGGCUGAGGCAGUCAACAUAUCUAUGUAUAUUUUGAAUAGGUGUCCAACUAAAGCCUUGAGCAAAAAGACACCAUUCGAAGCCUAUAGUGGAAGGAAACCAGGGGUUAAGCAUCUAAAGGCAUUUGGCUCAUUGUGUUAUGCUCAUGUACCAAAACAGCAAAGACAGAAAUUAGAUCUUGCAAGCAAGAGGUGUAUCUUCCUGGGGUAUGGCAGCUGUGAGAAAGGAUACAGGCUGUAUAAUAUUGAAACUGGGAAGAUGAUUGUGUCAAGAGAUGUCAUAUUUAGUGAGAACGUAUGUUGGGAUAGGAAUGCAAAUAAGGAAACUGGUGUGAACAUUCAGCUCACUGGAAUCCGAGAAGAAGAACAAGGAGAAGAAGGGAGUUCUUGUGAAUUUGAAGAACAAUUAGAAGUGAAUGAAGUGCCUAGCUUAAACACUGAAAACAGUGAUCAAGAAAGGGUCACAAGUCCGCAGGAUGUUGAUCAUACUCCUCUCAAAUACAAGAGCAUUGCAGAAAUUUAUGAAAAAUGCAAUAUGUGCAUUAUAGAACUAGAAAGUUUUGAAGAGGCAGCAAAGGAUGACUCUUGGAAGAAAGCAAUGGAAGAUGAAAUCACUAUGAUUGAAAAGAACAAUACAUGGGAACUUGUGGAUAGACCAUUUGAUAAACCAAUCAUUGGAGUCAAAUGGGUCUAUAAAACAAAACUAAACCUAGAUGAAUCUGUGCAGAAGAAUAAGGCUCGACUGGUUGUGUUUGGGCCUAAAAAUUGA